AUGCGCAUCCUCGGCACGUUAGGAAAUAUGCCCUCCAACUUUCUUCCGCGUCGCAUGUAUAGAACGCACUUCUCGCGUCUGGUAACGUUGCUAUGCUUCCUAUGCAUGCUCUUCGUAUUCACCCUCUUCGUGAAUAAAUUCUUCUGGGCUGCACCCAAUACAUAUCCCACCGUAGAGGUGUUGAAGCCCAAUAAUCAGCCGAUCCAGGAUUUACAAGGCCCAAUUGAUGACCACAACGGCAAGAUCGCCGUCCAGCCGAGGAAGCAGGAACAGAAGGAGGAGGAGACCUUUUUCGAGUACUUUCAUCCUCCCAUGGAAAUUUGCGCCUCUGUCAAGAGUUACGGCGGCUUUAUGGUUGAGUUUAAAAGACUGCUGAUAAAUACGACGGCUAUUGAGGGCAACCUCGGAGGUGAGGACUACCAAUCAGUGAUGUUUCAAGCUGAGGCCAGCGAGUACGUGAAGCUGAGCAAAAACACCUUCGCGGUAGAAUGUCCACUCUUCUACAACCUUGAUAAGUAA
This is a messenger RNA of Dibothriocephalus latus, 519 nucleotides long. Lineage: Eukaryota; Metazoa; Platyhelminthes; Cestoda; Diphyllobothriidea; Diphyllobothriidae. The record is from the annotation of a GenBank genome assembly.